Pongo pygmaeus (Bornean orangutan) is the source of this 1700-nucleotide messenger RNA. RefSeq names its product dynactin subunit 6 (gene DCTN6). Gene Ontology annotation, biological process: mitotic spindle organization. Lineage: Eukaryota; Metazoa; Chordata; Mammalia; Primates; Hominidae. The transcript is spliced from 6 exons. Bases 56 to 943 code for a protein of 295 amino acids. Gene Ontology annotation, cellular component: dynactin complex. The record is from RefSeq and is a predicted model, not a curated record. Gene Ontology annotation, molecular function: dynein complex binding.
CAAUAAACAGCUUUUAUUCUUUUAUCAGAGACACGCUCUAGCUUUUUAGACCAGGAUGGCGUGCAGUGGCAUCCUCACAGCUCGCUGCAGCUUCAUUGGGCUCAGGCGAUCCUCUCGAGUAGCUGGGAUACAGGCGCAGGCCACCGUGACAGGCUUCUUUUUUUUUUUUUUUUUUUUUUUGAAGAGAGGGUCUUCCUAUGUUACCCAGGCUAGUCUCGCAGUCUCGCACUCCUGGCCUCGAGCGAUCCUCCUGCCUCGGCCUCUUGGCCUCCCAAAGUGCUGGCCUGUGCCCAGCCAAUGGCUUGGCUGUUCCAAAUUAGGGUCUACCCAUCUCUGGGCAGGGCUAAAGUCCGCGGGCGGCCCCGCACCGCUGCCACGUACAGUCCUGUGCACCCAGACUCGACGCAAACAAGAGCCGCAAGCUUCCGGGUCCCCGCCCCACGCAGGGUCCCCGCCCCACCCCGGCUCCGCCCCUCUCCCAACCCUGCCAGGCUCUCCAAUCGCAUGUGAAUUAUCGCUCUACCCAGGUGGUGGUGUCGAUCUCCGCUCCAAUUGGGGCCGUACCAUGGCGGAGAAGACUCAAAAGAGUGUGAAGAUUGCUCCUGGAGCAGUUGUAUGUGUAGAAAGUGAAAUCAGAGGAGAUGUAACUAUCGGACCUCGGACAGUGAUCCACCCUAAAGCACGAAUUAUUGCGGAAGCCGGGCCAAUAGUGAUUGGCGAAGGGAACCUAAUAGAAGAACAGGCCCUUAUCAUAAAUGCUUACCCAGAUAAUAUCACUCCUGACACUGAAGAUCCAGAACCAAAACCUAUGAUCAUUGGCACCAAUAAUGUGUUUGAAGUUGGCUGUUAUUCCCAAGCCAUGAAGAUGGGAGAUAAUAAUGUCAUUGAAUCAAAAGGAAUACUUUUCCCCAGCCAAUCAGAAACAAAUAUCAUGUGCUUGUAAGUGGGACCAGACGGGAGAUUACCUAAAGUCACUGUCACUACUGGGAAGCAACUUCAAGAGCUUGUCCCACCAAGGUCCAGAAAGAACCUGAAUGAUGACAGUUCUUUAGAAUAAUGGGUUAUCUUUCUUGGUCCUGAGUGGCAUGAAAGAAAAUGCUUCUUUUUUAAAUAAUAAAAUUAUACUUUUUGUUAAUCUACUUAAUGACUUUUAUUUUAAUUUGGAUUAGCAAUUAUCACUAUUAUCAUCAGAAUUUUCUGUUUAUUUUAUGCUUACUGUGUGUCAAACCUGUGCUCAUCACUUUACAUCUGUUAUCACAUUUAUUCCUUAAACUGUGAAGUAGAGUGGCCUCUUUGUUUUAUACAUGAACUUGAGCUUAGAGACUUUGCAACAACUUUCCCAAGGUCACACAAAUAGCAGCAGAGCUCCAUUUUGAAUCCAUCUGACCUUGGCUUGUACUGCCUGCCUCUGUGUUGUCCAUACAAACUCCAAACUGAUGUAUUUUCUUUAACUUUUUUCUUGAGGCCAGUUUACAUUUUUAUACCUAAAUCAUCUUAAGAAAAAAAGUGUUGGAAUCAUUUGAUGUCUUAAGUUGCAGUUCUAUGUUUUUAUUGCAGCAUAUGUAGGCAGAAAUGUAAUAUUGACAAGUGGCUGCAUCAUUGGGGCUUGUUGCAACCUAAAUACAUUUGAAGUCAUCCCUGAGAAUACGGUGAUCUAUGGUGCAGACUGCCUUCGUCGGGUGCAGACUGAGCGACCGCAG